Molecule: messenger RNA, 3429 nt
Organism: Xiphophorus hellerii (green swordtail)
Lineage: Eukaryota; Metazoa; Chordata; Actinopteri; Cyprinodontiformes; Poeciliidae
Product: liprin-beta-1-like
Exons: 25
Coding region: 161-2809 (882 amino acids)
Biological process (GO): neuromuscular junction development
Cellular component (GO): presynaptic active zone
Molecular function (GO): protein binding
Source: RefSeq, a predicted model, not a curated record
GAAACCUAAACUUUGGGAUAAUUCAAUGGGAAGGUGAAGGCGAAGCAUGCCGCUGUAUUGAAAGGUCAAUAAAGACUCUUUUUGGGAUCUUAGUAUUCUUGAGGUUAAAUGAUACAGCCGGAAACUAUUUCUACACCGGAAGCGAUUUGUUGAACAGAAGAUGAUGUCAGACGCUAGUGAGAUGUUGGCAGCGGCCCUGGAGCAGAUGGAUGGGAUCAUUGCAGGCUCCAAGGCCAUUGAUUACUCCAACGGGCUGUUUGACUGCCAGUCGCCCACGUCUCCCUUCCUGGGCGGCUUCCGCGUGCUUCACCUGCUGGAGGACCUCAGAGCCGCGCUGGAGCUGAUGGACAACGAGGAGCGGGACAACCUGCGCUGUCAGAUCCCAGAUUCCACCGCAGAGGGGCUGGUGGAGUGGCUGCACGGACGGACACCCAACGUCCACGGCUCUGAGGCCGUCUACCAAGAACGUCUUUCACGGCUGGAGAGUGACAAAGAGUGUCUUAUUCUGCAGGUCAGUGUGUUGACAGACCAGGUGGAGGUGCAGGGAGAAAAGAUCCGGGACUUGGAUAAAAGUCUGGAGCUUCAUCGGGAGAAGCUGAAUGCUGCAGAGGAGCUGCUUCAGCAGGAGCUGCUAAACCGGACGGCGUUGGAGACCCAGAAGCUGGAGCUGAUGACCGAGGUGUCGAGUCUGAAGCUGAAGCUGGCCUCUUUGGAGAGAGAUCACAGGGGCAACGAAGGUUUGUACCAGGAAGUGACAGACCUGAGGUUCAGGCUGACAGACAUGGAGAAUGAAAGACUGCAGUGUGAGAAGAAACUAAAAGGAGCCAAAGAGGAGAUGCAGGAUCUGCAGAGGCAACUGGAGGAGCAAGACCAUGAGCUGAGGAGGCUGAAGGGAGAGACCCACCACAAAAUUGCAGGGGUAGAAAGAGAUACAGAGAUGGUGAAAAUAAAGAGGGUGUUGGAGCUGCUGACGUCAGAGAACGAUGAGAAGGAGAGAAGGAUUAAAGAGCUGGAGGAAUCACUGACGAAGUGCAGGAGAGUACAGGAGCUGGUCAGAGAGAAGCUGAAAGAAGACGACUACGCUGAUAUAACAGAUGAUCCCUUGCUUUCUCUGUCCAUGGAGGUGGAUCAGGUCACCCUGGAGCUUGAGGGGGAGGCAGGAAGGAGCUGCGAUGAGUCCAUACCAUGCAUAGCAGUGCUCUCUGAAAUGAAUGAACUGGACAGAGAACGACAGCUGCAAGCAGCGCAAAGCUCCUCAGAUGAUUCACAUGGUGACGGUUCAGCUGUAACUGGCAGCACUGAGCAGGUUAAGAACAAAUCAGGAACUGCUUCCUCUUCUAAGGGGAACACAAGUGACGGAAAUUUUGGCAGCAAGAAAGUUCGUGCUUCAUUUGGCCGUGGCUUUUUUAAACUGCGUGGCGGCAAACAGAUGGCCAGUUCGCCCAACCUGGCUGAGACUGAACGUAAAGGCACAGAUCACCUCGACCUCGCUGGUGUUCCUCCACAGAAACCCCACGAUGCGGCUCCUCUUCCGUCAUCUCCAGAAACCAAGAAGAAGUCAAGCGGGUUCAGGAAAUUCUUUGGCAGGUUAAAGAGAAGCCACUCCACCUCGUUUAACCUGGACGACGGAGCUGAGACGGAGUUCAGGAGGGGCGGAGUCAGAGCCACGGCCGGGCCUUGGCUCGGCUGGUCACGCGACUCAAAACACGUGGCCGUUGACGUUCCUUUAUCUCUGUGGAGGAAAGAGGAUGUUUGUGCCUGGCUACAGGAGCAGGGCCUCGGCUUGUACUCGGUUCAGGGUCAGAACUGGAUCAAAUCGGGACAAACGUUACUGCAGGCAUCACAACAUGAUCUGGAGAAGGAGUUGGGAAUGAAGCUGCCUCUCCACAGGAAGAAGCUGCAGCUUGCCCUGCAGACUCUUGGCUCAGAGGGCGAUGACCUUCAGGGCAAACUGGACCACAACUGGGUCACCAGAUGGCUGGAUGACAUCGGCCUCCCACAGUACAAGAGCAACUUCGAUGAAGCCCGAGUUGAUGGACGCAUGUUGCACUACAUGACAGUGGAAGACCUGCUGUCUCUGAAGGUCGGGAGUGUUCUUCAUCACCUCAGCAUCAAGAGAGCCAUCCAGGUUCUGCGUCUCAACUCCUAUGAACCCAACUGUCUGCGGCGCCGCCCUUCUGAUGAGAGCAACAUCACGCCGGCUGAGAUCUCUCGGUGGACCAACCACAGAGUGAUGGAGUGGCUGCGCUCCGUGGAUCUGGCAGAAUACGCGCCCAACCUUAGAGGGAGUGGAGUUCAUGGAGGACUGAUGGUGUUGGAGCCUCGAUUCAACGUGGAAGCGCUCGCCCUCCUGCUCAACAUUCCUCCCAGUAAAACCCUGCUGAGACGCCACCUGGCCACACACUUCCACCUGCUGGUCGGCUCAGAGGCGCAGCGCCUCAAACAGGAAUGUCUGGAAAACCCAGAUUACAGCGUCCUCACGGCAACCGCUAAGGUUAAGCCAAGACGUUCAUCUUUUGGUGGUUUUGGCUCUCUGAGGAGGAAACGUCAUGACGACGGAGAGGAUUACAUCUGUCCUAUGAACGUGGAGAUGCCGAAGAGCAGCAGCUUCCAGAGAAAAGUCUGUGUCUACGAAGAAACUCUGGACCACUUUGAGCAGAUGGAGGAUUCUGAAGGAACAGUCAGAGAGAUUGGAGCAUUUUCAGAGGGAAUCAACAACCUGACGAGCAUGCUGAAGGAAGAUGAGCUGUUCCAGGUGAUCUCAAUUUGUUCCUCCGAUGAUAAAACAGAAGCUCUCGACUCCUCCUGAGAAGCAGGUUACAUCUGACCAAAGUAUUUAGUCUCUAUACUGUGUUUAUUGAGGUUUCUCACAAUAUGCAUGAAAAUAGUUAUUUUGUUUGCAGUAGAGGAGGCUGAUUUGUUACAAUAAAUAAUGUAGGUUCAGCAGCUUCCUGUGGAGUAGUUCUGAGCAGUCAUUGUCUUACCUGCAAUAUAGAGUGAAGUUUUGAGAAUCAGGAAAAAAUUCAUCUUGGAGAAAUAAUCCUUGUAUUUCAGAAGUGAAUUGUGACUGUUCAUUGCUACUCCAAAGAAAAAUUAAACAUUUGUGCCACUGUAAGCUACAUUGAAGUUAAAGGGAUAGUACUGACUUUUUAAAAGUGAGCUUCUGUUAAACUCUAAGCAGUUGGAUGAAGUAAUUUUAAGACAGAACUUCUGUGUUAAAAUGACUGCAGUGUCAUGAGAAACGCAAGAUGCAUCUGCUUAAAGUUUAACAUACGUUCAUUUAAAAAUCCUGCACUGUCCCUUUAAGCCCAAAACUGUGAAGCAGGAAGUCACUAAGUGAGCAACUUGUAACCAAAGAACUGUUUUUGGAAGCUAAAUCUUUGAAUUUGAAUUGUUUUGGUAAUAAAAGUGAAGAAAUAAAUGUUUAAA